GGCGGCCGCGUGUGUUAACAACACGUUUCUCGCUUCCCGCCCGGCGCCCCGAGGGUUGCCGUCCGCCGCCAGAAGCCUCCGCCGCAGCGCCUCCGCCGGGCUCAGUGGUGGCUCUGGCGGAGGCGAGCAUGGAACCACGGCACGCCUCUCCUUCCACGGACGUCGUAGAGCUGCGGAGAGCCACGUCGCCGCCGCCGAGACGAGCCGAGAGGCGCGGACGCUCGCGAAUUCCGGGAGAGUGCGAGGGCGGUCGUCGGGCUCCGUGACCGCAGGACGGACAGUGUGGUGGAAGCUCCGGGGGCGCUGUGCGAGAGGAGACCUGUGGGGCCGCAGUGUGCUGGAGGCGGAGGAGAAGGAGGACCUCGCGCCGGUAGUAUGGCUCUCCUCGACGACGACAGCCCGCGGGAGUGUAGGAUCUGCUUCAACGACUUCGACGAGGCGGAGCGGCGCCCCAGGAACCUGCCGUGCGGCCACACUUUCUGCACGCUGUGCAUCGCCGGCACCUUCCGCGUCAACAAGUUCACGUGCCCGAGCUGCCGCGCCGCCCACGUCGCCCUCGACGUCACGGUCUUCCCCGUCAGCUACAUCACCGAGGCCUUCGUCAGGUACGUGCGCCGGCGGAGUCCCGAGGAUGACGCCCUCGGCAGGCGGCCGCUGCAGGAGGAGGAGGUCCGGCUGCGCAAGCUGAUCUUCGGCUGCCAGGAGACCCAGACGCACCUGGCCCACUGCGCGGCCGAGGUGGCCAAGGCGGGGCGCGAGGCCACGCGGAUGGCCACGCGCAUCGACGCCAUCGCCGAGCACAACCGCCGCGUCCUGCAGCACAUGCUGGAGGAGCACCGCCGCGUCGCGAGCAAGUGCGGCGGAGGCGCCGCCGAGGAGGAGCAGCCCUUCAGCCCGCGGACUCGCCUCGACCUCCACGUGGGCAUGGCGGCCACCCCCGGGGACGCGGCGGCCUUCCCCGAGGCCUCCGGCAGCGUGGGGGCGGCGGGAGAGCAGCCGGUGUCGCCGCGCGAGCCGUCGGCAGACCGGUUCCGCCUCUCGAGGCUGACGGAACAUAUUGAACGUGCGACAGCUGCCGUUCGAAGGGGAGACGCAAAUAUUUGGGAAACGUCGCAGUCUGUGGCGAAGUACAAGCACUGCGAGGCCAUGCAGCUGGUGGACCCCUUCUACAGCGUGGUGUUCCUGGAGCUGUGCUGGGGCGGCGCGGCGCGGGGGCGUGUGCACAUCCGCCUCACGCCCAACGACCGCCGCGCCCAGCAGUUCCUGUCCCUGUGCACGGGCCAGGGGGGCAGGAGCUACGUGGACACGCAGCUCCUGCAGGUGGGCUACAAGGGGCGCCCGGGGGAGUACGUGGUGGGCGGCGGGCUGGACGACGUGGCCAUGGAGGAGGAGGAGUUGGGGCGCGAGUGCCAGAAGCGGGCGUCGGUGGGGCUGGUGUGGGGCUGGUGCGAGGCGGACGCGCACUCGGGCCCCAGCAGCCUCGGCGCUGGGCCCCGCUUCGCCAUCACCACCAGGCACCCGGGGCCCGGAACCAGCUACUGCCGCGUCUUUGGCAAGGUGGAGGCGGGGCUCGAGGUCCUCAAGGCCGCCACCAAGCUCAAGGACAUCACGGACGUCACGGUGCUCGACUGCGGCAUCGUCGUGACCUUCUGAUGACCUCUCCUUCGCCCUCCCUCCCUCUUUCCCUCCUUCUCCCUUCCUCUCCCUACCUCCCUCCCUCCCUCCCUCCCUC
Messenger RNA from Penaeus monodon (black tiger shrimp), 1732 nucleotides. RefSeq lists its product as uncharacterized. The transcript has 4 exons. Bases 376 to 1653 code for a protein of 425 amino acids. The record is from RefSeq and is a predicted model, not a curated record. Lineage: Eukaryota; Metazoa; Arthropoda; Malacostraca; Decapoda; Penaeidae.